AGUACUACCCCAGACUGCUUCAAACUUGACCCUGAGGGAAAUGAAGGCAGUGUCGCUCCCGCCUCGACAGACACUUUUCAGGCGAGGAGACUCACGACUCACGUGUUGGAGUUAAAAAUGCAGCUGAACGACCGGACGCGGUUCACGAGUCUGACAGCGGUUUUCGUCGAGCAUUAGUGUUUGAGUCACAGAAGAAGAAGCGACAUGAAGAAACACCUGAGUCCCUCCAAACAGCAGCAGCAGCAGCAGCAGCAGGCGCCGGCAGAUGUUCCGGCGGCUCUCGGCGGUGAGGUUACCGUGCAGCAACUCAACGAGCUGCUGUCCAACGGCAGCGGCUUCUACAGUUUACCCACACAGCACUUCAACGAGGUCUAUCCCAGAAUAUACAUCGGCAACGCGUUUGUUGCCCAGAAUGCGAUGCGUCUGCAGAAGCUCGGAGUGACGCACGUCCUCAACGUGGCGGAGGGAACCUCUUUCAUGCACGUCAACACCAGUGUGGAGUUCUACGCCGGCACGGGCAUCACGUACCAUGGCAUCCAGGCCAACGACACAGAGCAGUUCCACCUCAGUGCCUUCUUUGAGGAAGGGGCUGAUUUUAUUGACAAGGCCCUAGCACACAACAAUGGAAAAGGGAAGGUGUAUGUACAUUGCAGAGAAGGCUACAGCCGCUCUCCCACCAUGGUUAUUGCUUACCUCAUGCUACGCCACAAAAUGGAUGCCCGGCUGGCGGUGGCCACUGUGAGGCAUAAGCGGGAGAUUGGCCCCAACGACGGCUUCCUUCGCCAACUGUGCCAACUGAACGAGAAGCUGGCGAAGGAGGGCAAGUUGAAUGUUUAAAGGCUUCCAUGGUAACGCUGACCUAUUCAUGACGAACGGCAAGAAUGCAGGUGGCAGCAUAAGAUGCAUAUGGGUUACCCUGCAUAUGACCUUACUGCGUGCAAGUCAUCACGUCCCCAAGGACACACUCAUGCUGUCAUACUGUGCUUCAUAACAUUUUCUCGUCACAUGUUCUGGGGUUUUCAUUGGAGGGAAUUGCAGCAACCCUUUCCAUUCCAUUACUGUGUUUGCAAUACACAGAACAAGUCUCCACAUUUACAGCCUGCAGCAUUUCCAUUGGGGGGAGCUGUUCAGUCAUUUUUUUACAUUUGUUGACAUGUGGCGACCUGCACCACCUACGGGCUAAAAACUUUAAUCUGUGAUGCAUGGAUGACAUAAUUACCCUUCAACAGAAAAACAAGUUAGCAUUAAGGAGUCCAUCUGAUAUGUAAUGUAAGUCCACUCUCACAGACGGGUUGUUCCCGUCGCUGUCAUAGUAUCAUCUCACACACUUGCAAAAUGUUUUCCAAACUGUUAAGUUACAAACACUCAACUCAAACACUUUCAACACAUCCUUUUUCUCUCUGUCUCUCUCUCUCGUGGGGUUCCUGAAAUGUCUGGCAUUUCAGUCAGUUGCUGUAGUUUAAGUUUGAGUUUGAGACCAUUAACUUGGCGCAUGUGUCUCACUGUGUUUUCUCAUCACCUCAUCAUGAACCCCAAACCACAUAACUAUGAAAUUGGCUGUCUGAAAUAGAAUAUAUAACAGAGAAUAUAUAAUAUACAGACACAGAACCUCUUGUCCACUUAUAAAUACAUUAUACAGCAGGAUUGUGCAACAGGUAUUUAUACAUUUGAAUACUUCGAUUUGCUCUAUGAUACUGCCGUUGUUCUGAAUACACAAAAACGUAGUACUGUGCACCAUUAGGUGACCAUACAUUAUAAUUGUUUCUUAAUCACUUUAUUGGAACACAACAAUACGGGAAAAAUGUAUGUAGUUUUAAAAUAACAGACUCUUGAGCAACCCUAAUUUACUGUUAAAACUAGGUGAAACCCACUGUUUGUCCCACUGCUGUGAAAAAGGUCUAUGACACCAGGUUUAUUCAAGCAUUACAUACAGAUGUUGCAUGAGUUAGACCCCUCAACAGCUUGCUAAUCUAAAUGACCACCUUUCACUCGUUUGUGCAUUCAUUCAUCGUUUUUAUUCACUUGUUUGCAAACCCAUACCCAGCUGACACAGGAUGAAAGGCAGGGUGCAUCCUGGACAGGUCACCAGUCCAUCGCGGGGCAAACACACAGACACAGACAACCAUUCACUCUCACACUCACACAGAUUAGAGUGUCAGAUUAACUGCAUGUUUUUGGACUGUAGGAGGAAACCGUGGAAACCGGAGAAAACCUACACACACGCGCAAACUCCAUGCAGAAAGGCCCUUGGUCGGACCAGGUCGUUCCAUUCCAAAUUCUAAUGAUUUUACAGACAACAAACACAUCUGGUGGACUGUAGCACAGUACUGUAACUUCAGAGUUUGGUACUUUUUGCUUAGUUUUACGUACACUUUAUAAUAAAAGUCUUCACAUCGGUCCAGGAUGAGGGCGUGUUCUUCUUCAUAGCAUCAACUGCCUGCACCAACCUGCUUAUUGAUUCAGUCAUUGACAGUUUUGGCUCCAGAUGGGUGAGACUUGGAAGCCAAAUAAGCCAAGGUAGAAGUUUUCUAUCAAGUGACAAAAUCGUAAAAAAUAAAAUGCCUUUUUGGGGCCAAAAACAUAGAUGCAACCAAAAGCUGUGUGUUGAAAUAGAAUGCUUCUAUGAUGGCUACACCAGUGGUUAAACACUCUUUAUGCAUUGAGUAACAGAUAAACACUGCCACCUGCUGUCCAACAAAUCAAGUGGUCUGCACAAGUUUGGUUUUUAAAUUGCCAUUACGUGGAUUAUAACUCAUGACAUUUGAAAUUGUUACAGUUCAACCCUGUUUUCUGAUACUAAAAUGCCAGUUUUUCUUCGUCUUAAAUGUGAAAUUGUAAUGUCCGUGUGUAAAGCAAAUGACUUUGUUUUGUUUACCAAGGUACCAGCAACAUUUUGUGGGAUAUACUCCAGGUUAAGUACAGUAUGUAUGUAUAAUCAAGAAUGUUCAAAUGUGAAAUGCCAUUGAUGUAUAUUGUUAUAUAUACUGUGUAUCUAACACGCACUAAAGCAAUUGUUGAUUGCUGCAUUUUGCUGUCAUAACUUGCCUAUUACAGUAUACAGAUAGUGUGUUUAUUAGAGAGUUGAAUUGUUUGGGGGUAAUUUAUUAAUUUUUCUUGAAAUGUGUCCUGUUGCAGGGGCAGAACGUGAUUACAGGUUUGAUUUCUAAUAUAUUCCCUCUGCUUAUAACAAAGGCUAUCUUUUGUACAUUUGGAACCUCUGAUAAUGUUCACAAACAUGUGAUUGUGACCUACUUCUCCAGCUAACUUUGUCAUCAUUCAUGUUGUUUUAGGGCGCUUCAACUCUAAUAGUAGCCAGUCCUGGGCCGGACUGUGAUUGCACUUCACUCACAGUGGUUGUUAAAAGCCAUGUGAAGACGCAGAAGAGAGAAGAGGAUUAAAUUCACUCAGAUUGAGCCAGGUAGUUGGUUGUUUUUUUUUCUUAUCAGAGAAAAGUACAUUAAAUUGACUUGCAAAUCAUUUCCUGCGAUUUUGUUCAAAUUUGCAGUCCCGUGUGGCAUAACUCGGCCAUCUGCGCUGAGGUAGGCAAAAUCCUGAGACGUUUAAACCCCUCUGACAGUUGAUAUCUUACAUCAUCGAAAACCCAUCUGGCUGAACUUAUCUGAAUUGUCCGUGAUGCAAAGAGGUCCAUCCAGCUGGUGCUCCUAAGAGCUUUCAAACAAAUAGCAGAAAUUACUUUGAAAUCAAGUCCCGGCCCAGGUAAAGUACUGACUCCAGAACUGUCAUUGUUUACUUGCUGCCAUUCUGAUAAACGGCUUAAAACAGGAGUUUUAGCACAAAUGAGCUCACUGCCUGACUCCUGCCGCUGGAGUCCAUCACACGUCUUAUGACACGGUUGCGUUUCUGUUAACAUUGUUGCAAGUAUAUCCAUAUAUAUAUGUGUGUGUAUGUAUGCAUUUGCCAUUGCAACUGUCAUCUCAGUGAACACAUCUUGACAGUAAAGACACAGCACCCCACCCAAAGCCUUACAGUAAAGAUCGAUUGUUUAGAUGUGUUUUUCGUGUAUUUCACUUCACACGGCAGGAAGGGGCGGCUCCCUUGCAGAACGAGACAUUGUUGAAGUGCACUUGAUUUUAAAUUGCAAUGUUAUUUUUCUUACCUUGGAGAAGUCUCUUCUUUUUUAUGUUUAAGAAAUAAAUGGCUGAGGUAUUAA
Messenger RNA from Solea senegalensis (Senegalese sole), 4171 nucleotides. RefSeq names its product dual specificity phosphatase 3a (gene dusp3a). The transcript is spliced from 4 exons. Gene Ontology annotation, molecular function: protein tyrosine/serine/threonine phosphatase activity; MAP kinase phosphatase activity. The coding region runs from base 205 to 837 and encodes 210 amino acids. Gene Ontology annotation, cellular component: cytoplasm. NCBI's taxonomy places the organism in Eukaryota, Metazoa, Chordata, Actinopteri, Pleuronectiformes, Soleidae. The record is from RefSeq and is a predicted model, not a curated record. Gene Ontology annotation, biological process: protein dephosphorylation; negative regulation of MAPK cascade.